AUGGGGUUGUCUAGUGUGGGUGUGGUGCUAACAGACCACUAUGGCGACAUGGUGAAGUUAGGGGCUCAACAAAUUAGGAAGGGGACUAAUAAUGAAGCAGAAGCGUUUGCAGCUUUGCUUGCAAUCCGAUGUGCUCGGAGCCAUGGAGUUAGAAAAUUACAUUUGGAGGGUGAUUCGUUGAUCAUAAUCCAAGCUAUCAAAAAUGGAGAAAUUAAGGCUUGGCAUUUGCAGAACUACUUAUCCUUAAUAUUAGAGGAAUUGAAUUCAUUCGAAGAUGUUGUGGUCAGUCAUGUUAGGAGGGAGGGUAAUAAGGUGGUUGAUAAAUUAUCUAAGUGGGCAUUGUCUUUUAAUCAAGUGGAAGAAAUAAGAUUUGAAGAUUUUGAUGGUGAGUUAUCAUUAGAUGAAACAUGA
Molecule: messenger RNA, 411 nt
Organism: Cryptomeria japonica (Japanese cedar)
Lineage: Eukaryota; Viridiplantae; Streptophyta; Pinopsida; Cupressales; Cupressaceae
Exons: 1
Coding region: 1-411 (136 amino acids)
Molecular function (GO): RNA-DNA hybrid ribonuclease activity; nucleic acid binding
Source: RefSeq, a predicted model, not a curated record